Molecule: messenger RNA, 2829 nt
Organism: Symbiodinium sp. CCMP2456
Lineage: Eukaryota; Dinophyceae; Suessiales; Symbiodiniaceae
Source: the annotation of a GenBank genome assembly
AUGGCGACCUUCCAAGAUGCGGUGAUGUCCCCUCGAGUUCAAGAUGUCGUAGAGACGGAGAAGCUGGAAGACUGGCCCAUCGAUGGGGCGCACCCAGAAUGGAAGGGCUUUCUGCAGCAGCAGUUCUCCAAGCAAGCAGCGCUAUUGCAGCAGCUCACGCUGCACCUCCGAGAGGAGACCCAGGCUGGUAUCAAGUUGGAGAACAAGAAGCUUUCGCAAGCAGUGCAGGAGCAGUUUGCCAAGCAGGCGAAGCUUUUACAAGAAGCCAUGAUGAGUGCGAGCGCCUUGCUGUUCGUGCUCCUUGCCGGCCCUGGGCUCGCGGUUCGCCAAAACGGUCGCAAUGAGCCAGAGCUGGAAGUACAUGAAGCCCAACACGAGACGAUCGAGAAGGAGAAGAUCGGAGAUGUCGCCGAGGGCGACUACAGCGAAGAUACUGCAUAUGUUCUUCCGAUGAAGCCUCGCCGACGGCCCGAAGCACGAGCAGAGAUCUUGAUGGAGCUGCAGGAGGAAGGGCCGAGGGACACCUGCCCCCGCAGAAGUGAGGUCUGGUCGCAAACGGGCAGGACCUUGGGCCAAGGUGUCAAUGGGCAGGUCGUUGAGGUCACUGGCUCAGGCCACAGCGGCCCCUAUGCCCUCAAGGUGCCGAGGACCCCGGAAGCAAAAGAUGACGCAGAGCUGGAGGUCGCGGUAAUGAAUUCUGCAUCGAGCCAGCACUGUCAGAACGUCAUGCAUCUGACGGCUGAAAAGCCUUGCGUGAAGGAAGGCUCGGAUGAGAAAGUAAACGCCAAAGCCUACGUUGCGCCGAAGAUGGCUGGGGAUUUGCACAGUUGGGUCCUGUCUGCUAGCUUGCGCGGGAGGACGUUCUGUGCCGAGAGAAUCAUCAAGCAGGUGACCGAUGGCAUGAAUUGCUUGCACAAGGCAGGGUACAUCCAUGGAGACUUGAAUGCUGACAAUAUCUUCUACAAGGAGCUGGACUCGGAGUAUUGCCCGUCUGGGGUGGUCCUGGCGGACUUCGGACUGUCUAGAAGAAUCAACACCUGGAUGCAUCAGUACGCAGAGAAUUUCUACCGCGGCUCCUAUCACCUGCCUUCGAGCCUCUUCGUCGGACACCGCGACACCUUGCAGAUCAAAUCUGCACGCGAUGACAAAGUCUACGUGACGGAGGAAAUUGACAGGUGCCACGGCCAGAACACGAUUAAACUGAAUCGGCUGCUUGCAGUUCUGACAUCUUUUUCAAGAGCCAUGACCCGUGCACUGUACGCAAGCUCCGAUGGACGAGGCAGUGCUGAAAUGUGUUUGUCGGACCCUGGAAUCCAGUUUUCAAUAGGUCGAGGUCGACAUCAGGAGGGGCCGCUUGCCUGGUUGAGUCUGGGCACGGAGCUGGCGAGCCUCCAGGUGCCUUCCUGGCCUUCGGCAAGGCCUGGCGAGAUCGCCCUCAUUGCGGAUGAGCAGGCGGAGCUGAAGACGACGCAGGCUGCCGAAGAAGGCACAGAGCCCGCACAAGAAGGUUCACCGGAGAACGCUCGCGACAACAAGCCUGCUCUGCACAGCUGGAACAGUACUUGGCAGCACGAUGAUGAACAUCCAGAGCCACAGAGCAAAGUUCAAGCUGUGGCUUUGACCAUCGUGCAUUCGGCCUCCUUCACCUACGCCAUCACCUUUCUAAUCUUGGUGAAUAUGGUCAUCCUCGGAAUUGAAGUGGACGUCGCCUCGACACUUCCGCCAUACCAGGAGCCGAGAUGGUUUGGCCUCAUAAAUCUCACCAUCGUUGUCAUUUUUGUCGCUGAGCUCGUCCUGAAGUUCGUGGCCUAUGGCUGCCGGGGCUUCAUUCACGGGCCGGAGCGUUGGUGGAACUUUUUCGAUGUCCUCAUCAUUUCAACAUCCGUGAUGGAGACCAUUAUGGAGUUCGUGACAAUCUGGAUGGCGGCAAUGCAGAUGGACUCCAGCCACCUCCGCGUCAUGCGUUUUGCGCGGAUUGCGAGGGCACUGCGUGGUGUUCGCGCAGUGCGCUUCCUCCGAUUCGUCAGUGCACUGCGGACUCUGGUGUUCUCAAUCCUGAGUACAAUGUGGUCCCUGAUUUGGACGUUGGUGCUGCUUAUCCUUCUUUUCUACUGCUUCGCCGUGAUUUUGACACAGUUGGUCACGGAUCAUUGUCGCUACAACGAGGGCGGCGUGGUGAACUGUUCCCCCGACCUCAUGAGGUUCUGGAAGAGCGUGGCGGAGAGUAUGCUCACUUUGUUCAUCUCGAUCUCCGGCGGCCUUAGCUGGUCUGAAGCGCUUCAGCCAUUGCGGGACGUCUCUGAGAUCGCCUUCCUGUGCAUGGUGGUGUACAUCGUGCUUACAGUCCUAGCGAUAUUGAAUGUCGUAACUGGGGUGUUCUGUAACAACGCCAUUGAGAGUGCCCGCGCGGACAAGGACAUUGCCAUCAUGAAGCAAAUGCAGAAGCAUGCCAAGCAGCUCAAAUCACUUCGUGGUGUGUUUAAAGAGAUCGACAACGACCAAUCGAACCUCGUGAGCCUUCAAGAGCUGAAGGACGCAUUGAAAUCGAAGAAGCUCGCGAGUUUCUUGGAGUCGAUGGACAUCUCUACACAGGAUAUCUGGACGCUGUUUAUGGUCAUGGACUCUGACGGAAGCGGUGAUGUUACGCUGGAAGAGUUUGUGACGGGCUGCAUGCAAUUGCAGGGCCCGGCCCAGAGCAUCCAACUGGCGCGGAUGAGGCACGAAAAUCUCAAGACUCGCGCCGAGAUUCUCCGUGUGGGAGCCGACAUCGGGAACCUCAAAGCGCUCUUCCAUGAGCUUCUGAGGCGGCAGGGGGAGCUGCACCUCUGA